Molecule: messenger RNA, 966 nt
Organism: Nicotiana tabacum (common tobacco)
Lineage: Eukaryota; Viridiplantae; Streptophyta; Magnoliopsida; Solanales; Solanaceae
Source: RefSeq, a predicted model, not a curated record
AUGUCCAAUAAAAGUGACCUUCUCCUUAUAUCCAACCCUGUUCAUAAGAAAAUCCCAGUUCUCAUUCACGGCGACAAGCCUAUCUCUGAGUCCCUAGUCAUCGUCCAAUACAUCGAUGAGACAUGGACUAAUGGCCCCACCAUUCUACCUUCCGAUCCCCAUGACCGAGCCAUUUCCAGGUUUUGGGCUGCCUACAUUGAUGAAAAGGCAGAAGAGAUAAUGGCUAAAAAGAAGAUACUAGACGAAACGAAGACGCCUAGCCUGGUUGAAUGGUAUGACAGUGAUUUUGCUCAGACAAGGCUCCACCAAGCAAGUCCAUUUGCAAAUCGAGUUCAAAUUGCCCUCAAUAUUAAGUCUGUGGACUAUGAGUUUAUUCAAGAGGACAUGUCCAAUAAAAGUGAGCUUCUUCUUAAAUCCAACCCUGUUCAUAAGAAAAUCCCAGUCCUAAUCCACGGCGACAAGCAUAUCUCUGAGUCACUAGUCAUCGUCCAAUACAUCGAUGAGACAUGGACUAAUGGCCCCUCCAUUCUACCUUCUGAUCCACACGACCGUGCUGUUGCUAGAUUUUGGGCUGCGUACGCUGAUGACAAGUGGUUACCUUUGAUGUCGGAUCUUGGAAAAGCACAAGGAGAGGAGGCAAAGGCAGAAGUGCAAGAGAAACUAAAAGAAGCACUGGUGCCUUUAGAGAUGGCAUUUGUUAAGUGUAGUAAGGAGAAAGCUUUCUUUGGUGGAGAAAAUAUUGGUUACAUAGACAUUGCUUUGGGGUGCAUUUUGGGUUGGACAAAGGCAAUAAAGAUAAUGUUAGGAGUGGAAAUAUUUGAUGUAACAAAGACCCCUGGCUUGGUUAAAUGGGCUGAAAGAUUCUUGGCAAACAAAGCUGUUAAAGAUGUCAUUUUGGAGCCAGAGAAACUUGUUGAAAUCCUUAAGUUACAUUUGGCCAAAAGAGAAACUGCUAAUGCAAACUAA